Messenger RNA from Scomber japonicus (chub mackerel), 1547 nucleotides. Its product is annotated as probable E3 ubiquitin-protein ligase MID2. Bases 99 to 1352 code for a protein of 417 amino acids. The record is from RefSeq and is a predicted model, not a curated record. The transcript is spliced from 2 exons. Gene Ontology annotation, molecular function: zinc ion binding. NCBI's taxonomy places the organism in Eukaryota, Metazoa, Chordata, Actinopteri, Scombriformes, Scombridae.
AUUGUUGCAUGAAUCUGAGCAACUGGUAAACACAGUGCAGAUUCUACGUUUGGAUACAAAGAGAGGCAGCAGAGCAAACCAUCUACAUCGAAGAAGACAUGGCCACUGCCAGCAGCUUCCUGUCUGAAGAUCAGUUCUUGUGCUCCAUCUGUCUGGAUGUUUUCACCGAGCCCGUUUCUGUUCCAUGUGGACACAACUUCUGCAAGGCCUGUAUCAGCACACACUGGAAGGACAAAGUGCAGUGUCAGUGUCCACUGUGUAAAGAGACAUUCGACAAAGGGCUCAAACUUUGUGUUAACACAGGAUUCAGGGAGGUUGUUGACAAUUUCAAGCAACAUUAUGUGACAGCUAAAAAUGAUUCCCCAGUCAAACCAGGAGAGGUGCCAUGUGACAUUUGCCUUGGCAUCAAGUUCAAAGCCCAUAAAACAUGCUUGGUCUGUUUGACCUCUUAUUGCAAGACACAUCUCGAGCCUCAUGAGAGAGUUGCUGCCUUAAUAAGGCAUGAAUUGACUGAUCCCUUGCAGAAUCUGGAGGACAAAAUAUGCAAGAAACAUAACAGGAUUUUAGGGCUCCACUGCAGAGAUGACCUGACACCUGUUUGUGUCCUGUGUUCAGAACAUAGGGCACAUAAUACAAUCCUUUCAGAGGAAGAUUAUGAAGACAACAACGUUCAAACAGAGAAGCAAAAGUCGGAAAUUCAGGUAAUAAAACUGAAGCGACCUAAGAAGGCUCAGAAGAGAAAAGUAGCAGGACAGACCAAGGUGAAAGACAAGGCAGUCACAAACAGUGUUGUGUCUAAUCAGCUGCAAGCCCCUAAAAAAGGCCCUAAUUCAAUACAACUCAAUGGAUAUUCCUGUGACCCUGCAGUCAGGAACCCCUUUGAGGGGAGAUUCUACAUGGAGGUUCAGACCGCAUGGAAGACUGGCUGGCAUUUAGGAGUAGUCCAAUGUGCGAUGUGUGAGAAGAAGACAUUCAAACCUAACUUCAGGAAUAGAAAUUUCAACUUCAGCUUCAGGAAUAACACCAACUGCAGGGCUUUACAUAACAUCAUCGCUGUCAUCCCUGUGUUUGUAGGUUAUGAGAAAGAAUUGGUGUACAUCUGUGAUGCAGACACAGAGAAUGUGAUCUACACUUUUAUUAGCCACGGAAUCAAUGACAGCAUCACCCUAUUCUUUAGCCCUGGUAUUACUGAAUACUGUAUAAAUUAUAUCACUCUUGUACCCUCACAAAAGCAAAAACAGGGUAUAAAGGAUAUUCUGGCUUUAUGUUCAGAUAACUUUGGUGUUUGUCUAAUACUUGUCUUUUUCGUUACCGUUGCCAUUGCCAUUGCCUUCACCAUUGUCAAUGAAUAGUCAACAUGGUUUAAAUAGAUGACAAUGAAAUCUGAAUCUAGUCAACUCUCACCAUGAAAAGUCCAGCUCAUGCAUAUUUCAUAAAACUGGGUUGUGUGACUAGAAAUAAUGAAUUUCUCCAUCAGUAAUGGCUUUUUGAUAUUUUUUAGAGAUGAUGUGGCAUGUUUAUACUUGUAGAGGCAGGAAGAGCUCAAA